CUUCCGGAGCGGGAUGCGGUGAGCUGGGUCUUGCUGUGCUUCAGCUCCCUCUUGGUCUGCAUCUUGGCCCUCACUACCGCAAUGAGCUUCCUCAAAAGUCUCCCGCCACCCGGGUCGGCUGAGGGGCUCCGGCAGCAGCAGCCAGAUACCGAGGCGGUGCUGAAUGGGAAGGGCCUGGGCACCGGCACUCUUUACAUCACUGAGAGCUGCCUGUCUUGGUUAGAUGGCUCUGGAUUGGGAUUCUCACUGGAAUACCCCACCAUUAGUUGGCAUGCAGUGUCUAGGAAACUAAAUGCCUAUCCAUGAGAGCAUUUAUAUGUUACUACAGUAAAUUUGGUGAAUGCCAAAUUUGAAGAAGAAUCAAAAGAAUCUGUUACUGAUGAAGAAGAGGAAGGCAGUGAUGAUGAUGUUGAACCUAUUGCUGAAUUUAGAUUUGCGCCUAGUGAUAAAUCAGCAUUGGAGGCAAUGUUCACUGCAAUGUGUGAAUGCCAGGCUUUGCCUCCAGAUCCUGAGGAUGAAGAUUCAGAUGAUUAUGAUGGAGAAGAAUAUGAUGUGGAAGCACAUGAACAAGGGCAGGGGGACAUGCCUACAUUUUACACCUAUGAAGAAGGAUUAUUCCACUUGACGGCCAAAGGCCAGGCUACACUGGAGAGAUUCGAAGGAAUGCUUUCUCAGUCUGUGAGCAGCCAGUAUAACAUGGCUGGAGUCCAGACAGAAGAUUCAAUAAGAGAUUAUGAAGAUGGGAUGGAGGUAGAUACUACACCCACAGUUGCUGGACAGUUUGAGGAUGCAGUGGUUGAUCACUGAAAAUGAUUUUAUGUUGCUUUGGGAUUCUGCUCAUAACUGUAGGAGAGAACCUGGUGCCUUUUCCUCUGUGGAGUGGGUGUUGAUGAAAAUAUUUUUCCUUCUCCAAAACUUCCUGAACCAGUUCUUUCUUGAGACAGACUGUAUGAGACAAGUUGUCACCAGCAGAAGAAACUAUGACCUUUAUAAACCAAGGUGAAUUUACUUAACCAAGAGGGUAUUUGUAGUUUAUCUUUUAUCCCCAAAUUUUCUGUGUUUAGGUACCUUUUGAGUAGGCCUAUAAUUCCUGCCUUCAGUGUAUGUAUCUUCCGUAAUCUAGCAGGGGUAUGGGGUGAAAAUGCACGGGCACUUAGGUGUUGGUAGACGGGAUGGAAAAGAGGCUGAAUCUAAGAUAGACCCCUUUAGGGCCUAA
Molecule: messenger RNA, 1216 nt
Organism: Myotis daubentonii (Daubenton's bat)
Lineage: Eukaryota; Metazoa; Chordata; Mammalia; Chiroptera; Vespertilionidae
Product: methylosome subunit pICln-like
Source: RefSeq, a predicted model, not a curated record